Molecule: messenger RNA, 765 nt
Organism: Cryptomeria japonica (Japanese cedar)
Lineage: Eukaryota; Viridiplantae; Streptophyta; Pinopsida; Cupressales; Cupressaceae
Exons: 2
Coding region: 1-765 (254 amino acids)
Source: RefSeq, a predicted model, not a curated record
AUGACGGGUAAGCUUUUUGGUCAAUCAAUUUCUAUUUUGAUAGAUAUAGGAGCUAUUGAAUGCUUUAUUGAUCCUAAAGUAGUUUUUAAAUUACCUAUUAGACCUGGUUAUAUGUCACAUGCAUGGAUGGUUCAGUAUGAAAGUCGAGUAGAGAAGAGGGUAGAUUCAUGUCUAUUUGGCAGUGAUUUAGUGCUUCCUAAUUUUCAAACUCAGGUUAAUCUAUAUGUAGCACCACUAGGAUCAUAUGAUGUGAUCUUAGGUAUUAAUUGGUUAACUGAGCAUAAAGUUAUAGUAAACUAUGAGGACAAAGUUGUUAGUUGCUUAGAUUAUUAUGGAAAUCCGAUUGAGAUUCAUGGGUCUCAAAAGCCUCUUGAAUUGAGACACAUCUCAGCUAUGCAACUCAAGAAAGCGCAAAGAAAGGGAUGUUCAAUAUUUUAUAUACAUGUAAGUGACCUGGAUAAUGCAAAUAAGAUUCAUAAGGAUUAUCCAAUUCUCAGAGAAUUAUUAGAUGUCUUUCUAGAAGAUCUUACAGAGUUGCCACCAAAGAGAGAAUUUGAUUUAUCUAUUAAACUCUUACCUGGAACUGAGCCACAAUCCAAUGCUCCUUACACAAUGAAUACCAUGGAACUAAAAAAGGUGCACUAUUUAGGCCAUGUUAUAUCUGUAGAGGGAAUUUCUAUUGAUCCUGCAAAGAUAGAGGCAAUUCUAGAUUGGCUAAUAGCUCAGAAUGUUACAGAGGUUUUAAGUGUUAUGGUUCUUGCAUGA